This is a messenger RNA of Rubroshorea leprosula, 1030 nucleotides long. The record is from the annotation of a GenBank genome assembly. NCBI's taxonomy places the organism in Eukaryota, Viridiplantae, Streptophyta, Magnoliopsida, Malvales, Dipterocarpaceae.
ACUCGCAUUCGCAUUGACCUCUCUCAUCUUCAAGCUCUGCAUCCGAAUCUUACAGAGAUCUUACUCACCUGGCCUUCUAUCUACAAUUUUUAGUUUUGACGUAUAACUUGUUUUUCUCAUUAAAACUUGGGAAAAAUGAGAGAGAUUCUCCAUGUUCAAGGUGGACAGUGUGGGAACCAGAUUGGUUCCAAGUUCUGGGAGGUUGUCUGUGAUGAGCAUGGUAUAGACCCAACAGGAAGGUACACUGGUAACUCAGAUCUACAGCUAGAGCGUGUCAAUGUCUACUACAAUGAGGCUUCUUGUGGGCGGUAUGUCCCUCGUGCUGUGCUUAUGGACUUGGAGCCUGGCACCAUGGACAGUGUUAGGACUGGUCCAUAUGGGCAGAUCUUCAGACCUGAUAACUUUGUCUUUGGACAAUCUGGCGCUGGAAAUAACUGGGCUAAGGGUCACUACACUGAGGGAGCAGAGCUGAUUGAUGCAGUUCUUGAUGUUGUGAGGAAAGAAGCUGAGAAUUGUGAUUGUCUGCAAGGUUUCCAGGUUUGCCACUCAUUGGGUGGGGGAACUGGUUCUGGUAUGGGUACCUUGCUCAUAUCAAAGAUUAGAGAGGAGUAUCCUGACAGGAUGAUGCUGACGUUCUCUGUCUUCCCAUCGCCCAAGUUGUCAGAUACUGUAGUGGAGCCAUGCAAUGCCACACUUUCUGUUCAUUAGCUUGUUGAGAAUGCUGAUGAGUGCAUGGUGCUUGACAAUGAGGCCUUAUAUGAUAUCUGCUCAGGAUUCUUAAACUGACCACUCCAAGCUGUAAGUAAACAGGAAGAGACAGGCUGGUUCUGUUUUAGUGUUACAUUUUAUGUUUUAUUACAAUGCAAAUCUUUUGUGCCUGACAAAUUUGAUCUCAAUUAUUGUUCUGUUGAUUGGCUGGGUUGCAAGUUGCAUGCAGUAGCCAAAGUUAUAAUUGAGUAAUAACCUUUUACACAAAGUUAUAUUCUUAUUGGAUCCUACGCUUUGUUUUACCAGAUGUGGUACAAUAUUA